This is a messenger RNA of Calypte anna (Anna's hummingbird), 12303 nucleotides long. Its product is annotated as golgin subfamily B member 1. Lineage: Eukaryota; Metazoa; Chordata; Aves; Apodiformes; Trochilidae. The record is from RefSeq and is a predicted model, not a curated record. Gene Ontology annotation, cellular component: endoplasmic reticulum-Golgi intermediate compartment; Golgi apparatus; membrane.
GAAGCUUGUUCCGGUGCUGAGGUGGCUGGGGCGAGGUUGGUGUUAAUACGGUGGGUGAGUCUCUCACUGCUCCGUGCGCUCCUGCCACUGUUCCCCGGCGACGACUCCGACAGUCAAGAGUUUUGCUUUAUGCAACCUGUCGGUAUCCAAGAGAGAAAAAAUGACAAGAAGGAGCUGUGUGGGACUGCUCUGCCUUGGAAACCUCUUUACUGCUGAAUAAACAGACAUGUGAACUACUCAGUGCAUAAAAAAGGGUGAAGAUGCUGAGCCGCUUGUCAGGGUUAGCAAACACUGUUUUGCAAGAGCUGUCAGGUGAUGAUGGAGAUGCAGAUCCUGAAUCCUCUGUUGCUGUCCAGGCUUUAGAGCCAGAAGCAGAAAGCAUGGAGGAGGCACCAGAGGAGCUGUCGGAGCGUCUGGCCCAAACAGAACAACUAGUUGUUCAGCUGAAGGAUUUGAUCCGAGAAAAGGAUGCCCUGCUCCAGCAAAAAGAAACUGCACUCAAGGAGGAGCGAGAGGCUGCAGAUGCAAAGCUGAUGAAGCUGAAACUUCAGGCCAAAGCCAAACUGUCCUCUCUGAACAAACGCAUUGAGGAGCUGACAGAGAAAGGAUCACCAUUGCCUGCACAGACCUUAUCAGAAGAGCAAGUGUGUCCCAAGUGUCAGAAGAACCAAAGAACAAGCGAAGGGCACGGAGAGAAAACUGAAUCACUAGAAAAGCAGCUCAGGGAGCAAGAGGAAACUGUCCAGGAUCUGAAGGAACAGCUGGCUUUAGCCAAACGGAAUCUGAAAGAUGCUGAAAUCAAGUAUGCUACACAGAUUAACUCCCUGCAGGAAGUGAUUCUGGAGAAGGAAGCCCUCCUAAAAGAGCAGGGCCAACAGCACCAAGCUGAAUUGCUCAAGAUAGCGACCCAGUCAGAUCUGAAAGUAGAGAUGCAGCAGAACCUGUGUACACUUCAGAGGAAGCUGGAGGAGCAGGAAGCAGCACUGCUGGGACACACUCAGGUAGUGGAACUGCUGCAGCAGGAGCUACAUACUGCUGAGCAACAAAACCAGGCACUCCUAGCUCAGUGCCAGAAGAUGGAAGUGGAUCUAAGCACCCUGCGGGAUGUGCUAGAUGCAGAGAGACGAGAAUCUCAGGAUGUCAGAGAGAAGAUGGAGAUGGAACUAGCUGAGAGGAAGCUGUCCUCCCACCGCUUGCAGGAGGAGGUGCAGUGUCUCUCUGAACAGCUGGAAGAUGCAAGAAGAGCACAAGCUAAAUUAGAGGUGAAGUAUAAAGACCUGCAGCAGAAACAGAGGCUGGAGGUGGAAGAGAAAAACCUUCAGGUCAGUUGCCUUAAGGUGGCUGAGAAAGAGCUGCAAUCUAGCCAUUCUGCCCUGGUAGCUGAGAAUGAUCAGCUGAGACGGGAAGUUGACCGGCUGCUGGAGCUGUCUGCCGAAAACAGUGCUACAAUACAGAAACUACAGGAUGAACUUGUACAGAAAUCAGAAGAAUUUAUCUGUUGUCAGAAUGAGUUGAAAUCCCAGUCAGCAGAGCAGGUCACUAAACUGAAGAAGCAGGAUGAAAAAUCUCCAUGGAAGAAAAUGAUAGAUCAGAAAGAUGGAAAUGGAACUUCACUCCUACCCACAGAAAACUCAGAAAGACAGAAGACUGAAGAAAUACCACACAUGCAACUUGUUCCCCAGGAGACUCAGCAGGAAGUUGUGAUGUACUUUUUCUUUUACCAACAGAAUAGAAAUGUUGGACCUGAGAUAAAAUUGCAAGACUUGCAGACUCUGGAAACAGCCUCUGGUGUAGACUGCUUUUCUACAGGUGUGUCAGGAGAGCUGGUGAAUUCUGAAGUGCAGAAGCCUUUUGAUGACUCUUUGGUGCUCCCUGAGGCAAGCACAGUUGGCUUUCCCAAUGGAAGCAAGCAGCUUACUGAGGAAAAUUGUCCCCCUGAAAUUCUAGAAUAUUUUGCUGUAAAGAAACAGAAGGAGCUGUCAGUUUUGCUGCUGGAACUGAAGGAAGCCCAAGAAGAAAUAGAUUUUCUGAGAAGUCAGCUCAAGGGCCCAAAUGGCCAAGCUUCUACAAGUAACCAAACAGGAGAAGCAGUUAACCAGCUACAAGAUAAUUCCUGGAUAUGGUUACAUGAGAGGGAAGAGCAGAAGGCUUCAGAUACACCAAAUGAGUCAGACAGUAGCUCAUUAGUGAAAGAAACAGAACUGCAGCAAAUUGGUGUGCUUCAGGAAAACAAAAGCAGUCUUCAAGCAGUGUGCCAUGGGAGCACUGUUCCCUGCAGACGGGAGAUGGAGGCAAUGCAAAAAGUCCCUGCAGCAGAUCCAGAGCCUGGCACCUCUCCGGCUCAAGAAAUUAUAAAGUUACAAAACCAAAGUACAGAACUGCAAAUAACUCUGCAGAAAUCACAAGAAGCCUAUAAGAAAGAUCUAGGAGAAAAAAGUGCUGAAAUAAAUAGGCUAAAGCAGUUGGCUGAGGAAUACAGAAAAAAAAUAGAGGAUUCCGACAGAGUGUUUUGUGUCUUGACUGAAGAACGAGAUCAGCUCCUGUGUCAAGUGAAGGAACUUUCUACCAUAACAGAACUGAAAGAGCGAGUGAAGCAACUUGAGGAAGAUCUAGCUCUUUCAGAAAAGCAGAGAUUGUCAGACAGUGAAAGCAGACUUCUGAGAGAACAAAUCCAGAGCCUUAAAAAUGAAUUUAAAUCCAAGGAGAUAAAAAUUGAAGCUUUGCAAAAAGACUUGGAUGAAGCACAGCUUCAGCUUUCUAACCAGGACGUGCAACUAAAGGAUCUGAGAAGCCAGAUUGAGAAGAAGGAAUGUGAAGUUCUUGAUCUAGAACAACUUUUGAAGAAGAAUACAGCUGAGUUAGAAGAGCUUUCCCAAAACUUAGCCUCAAAGAGAUGUGAAACAGCAAGCUUAGAACAACUCGUUGCUGAACACACCAGGUCUAUAGAGAGCCUGCAACAAACCUUGCUGGAGAAAGACCGACAGAUGUCAGAGAUCAGCGUCAGCAUGUCUGAGAAAAUGGUCCUGCUGAAUGAAGAGAAAUUUUCUCUAGGAAAUGAGCUGAAGAGUCUUAAGGAGCAAACGAGUCCUGUUAUUAAAGCCCAGGAAGAAAGAGACCAAAACAUAGAAGCAAAAAAUAAUCUGAAAUGUGCUGUGUCUGAGCAGCAGCAUGAGACAGAGGCAGCGUGCAAAGAAAGUGACAGAUUGGUGAAUGAACUUGAACUUCUGAAAAAAGAAAAUGAGCAAGUCAAGCAGAAGCUGCAAGCAGCCCUUGUUAACAGGAAGGAGCUUCUGAAGAAGGUCAGAAAAUUAGAGAAUGAAUUAGUACAAUUGAGAAGAGAGCAAGAUUCAGAAACCUCAGUGGCUCAGGAAACUGAAGGGGAAGAAAAUAUAACAAGUGUGAUGAGCAGAGAAGUGAAUCUCGAAAGCCAUCCCAGUGAAGAGUAUCUGAUUCAGCUGCUUUCUGAGAAGGAAUCUGAGUUGCAGAGCAUACAGAAGGACCUGCAGGAUAAAGAAACUACCGCAGCACGAUUGCAGGCACUGAUUGAGGAAAUGAAGCGAAGCUUGCAAGGAAAGACAAACAUUGUCUCAAAUGAGGAUGAAAUCAAAAUCAUGGAGAGUCAGGCAGUUGCUGACAAAGUAGAUGAAACCAAUAAAAGCCCAAAAGAUUAUGAAGAAAAUGGAAAAAAUACUCUAGCAGCUAUAAAUCUUGAAGAAGACCAAAAAUCUUCUCUUAAAGAGAGGAUUUCAACUCUUGUACAAGAAAAAGAACAACUUCAAAAAAAACUGCAGGAAGCCCUGAUAUCUCGCAAAGACACUAUAAGAAAGGCUCAAGAAAAAGACAGGCAUCACAGAGAACAGCUAAAACAGCAGAAGGAUGAUUACAAUGUCCUACAAGAACAAUUUGAUAAGCAAAGCAAAGAGAAGGAGAGCAUCCAAGCUCAGCUCAGACAGCUCCAAGAACAGAAAGAAUCAACAGAAACUGUUCUUGGGAAUCAAGGUGGGUUGGAUUCUUCCUGCAUGGAUGCAAAAAAUACAACAGAUAGCAAACUUGUGCAAGUUGCAGAUGUUUCUGGGGAAGAAUUAAAGGGAAAACUUGAAAAAUUGCAGAUGGAGAAAGGGGAAUUGGAAUAUAACAUUAACCAUAUGCAAAAUGAACUUGCUUGCAAAUCAGGACUAGUCUCUCAGUUGCAAGAGCACAUAGUACAGUUGUUUCAGGAGAUAGAAGGGUUGAAGAGAACCUCUGACCAAGCUGAAGCUAAGGCAGCAAGUCUUCAGACGGAACUGGAGAGGAGUCAAGCAAAAAUCUCUAAUGAGGGCAGUCUGGAAGAUGUGAAAACACUUAUGCAGCAAAAGGAUGAAGAAAUUGAACUUCUUAACUUGCAGUUACAGGAGAAAAGUGAAGCUCUCAGUAAUGUGCAGGCACAGUUGCUGGAAAGAGAGGAUUCAGUCAAGAGACUAUGUAGUCAGUUGGAAACUCAAGCUCAGGUACAUGAGGAUGAAAGCAAACGACUGCAGACAGAGUUGCUUGAAAUUCAGGAGAAGCAAGACGAGGGUGCAGAAGCAGCUAAACAGAAGAAUCAAAUGCAGAGAAAGUUGCAAGCUGCCCUUAUCUCUAGAAAAGAGGCACUGAAGGAGAGCAAGUCUCUGAAAGAGGAGCUGGCUACUGCUAAAACUACAAUUGAAAAUCUUAAUGACAAAUUGAAUAAUAUGGAAAGCCAAAUAUGUGGCCACGCUAAAGAAACAGAAACUUUAACAGAAAAGCUAGCCAGCCUCACUGAAGAACGAGAAAAACUGAUUGCAGAAGUUGAUAAAGCACUUACAGAAAAUCAGAAUCUUGAUGGGUGCUGUAAAAACCUUACAUUAACUCUGGAUAGAGUUGUUCUGGAGAAGGAGGAGCUGGAGAAGGAGGUGGAAUCCUUGAAAUGCUUUCAAGCCACAGAGAGUUCUGAGUGGCAGGAGAAAUACAGAGAGCUGCAGAAAGAAUAUGAAACUCUCCUGCAGUCCUAUGAGAAUGUGAGCAAUGAAACUGAGCGGAUUCAGCGUGUUUUGGAAAGUGUUAGGCAGGAAAAGCAGGCAAUUUUCAUGAAUCUAAAAAGUGUUGAAGCCAAAAAAGAGGAAACGGAUAAGCAACUACAGGAGGCUCGACAGGAGAUCAAUGGAAUGAAGGAGAAAAUGAGGAAAUUUGCAAAAUCAAAGCAACAAAAGAUCCUGGAACUAGAAGAGGAAAAUGAGAACCUAAGAGCAGAAAUGCAUUCUACAGAUAGAGAGCUGCACAGGGCUGGAGAUGUCUUUACAAAUACUAGCCUGAAAGAAGAGCUGGAAAGCUCUAGGAGGGAUUACCAGUCUCUUUCUGCUCAGCUUGAGAUAGUAAUGGCUGAAAAGGAGUCUCUUAAUAAAGAGAUCACAGACUUAAAGCAUCAUUUGCAGCUAACAGAAUUUAAGCUGAAGGAAAGCAGAGAACUGGUGGACAAGCAUGCUGCUCAGAAGACAACAGGGGAAGAAACAAAUCAGGCAGUUGCUGCACCAACGGACAGGACUGAAAAUCAAGUGGAGAAAAGUUUUAGACCAGACUCUCCUACUGAAGAACUGGAACAAAAAGCAUCUGCAGGCAGUAGCCCCCAUGAAGAACUUGGUACCUACAUACAGCAGAUAGCUGAACUCAGAGAGCGAAUUACAGAACUAGAAGGUAACAGGAGGGCUUCAGAGCAAGAGCUGGGUGACAUCCGCAUGUGUGUUGAGACUUUAGCAGGGGAGAAACAGGCUUUAGAGACCCAAAUGAAAGAGAAACUCUAUGAAUUGAAUGUUCUUCAGGACACACUUGAAGAGAUGGAACAAACAGUCAAAAAAACCAAAGAUGACCUUGUCAGGAUGACAGAACUGAAAGACAGGCUAGAAGCUGAGAAGGACGAUUUGGAAGAAAGGCUAAUGAAUCAGCUGGCAGAACUUAAUGGGAGUAUUGGAAACUAUCAGCAAGAUGCAACAGACUUCCAGAUCAAAAAUGAGCAACUGCAACAGGAGGUUCAGAGUUUGCAGAGAAUGAUGCAUGAACUGGAGGAGGAGAAAUGUCAGAUGGCAAAGGAGAAAAGCAAAGCAAGUUCAGAAAAGCAAAAGGAAUCUGUAGAAAAGGCAAAAUGCAGUUGGAGGGGAGACAGCAGCACACAUGUAAAGGAGCUUCAGGAGCUGCUGAAAGAGAAACAGCAGGAGAUUAAGCAGCUGCAGAAGGACUGUAUUAAGAGCCAGGAAAAGAACAGUAGUUUAGAAAGAACUAUUAAAGCUCUGGAAUUCGUGCAGACUGAGUCUCAGAAAGAGGCAGAAGCAGCCAAGGAGAAUUUAGAUAAAGCAGUAGAAGACACCAAGAAAGCCCAAGCGGAGCUUGCACUCUGCAGAGUAGUGUUGGAUGAUACCCAGAGUGAGGCAGCAAGGGUUCUAGCAGAGAGUGUCAAAGUGAAAGAAGAGCUGCAGGCAAACAAAGAGAAUAUUAAGAUUCAAAUGAAAAAAAAAGAUGAGGACUUUGAGAGAAGACUGGAGCAGGAAAAAGACAAGCACUUAAAGGAAAUCAGGAACAUGGAAGAAAAGCUGGCAGCUUUGCAGAGGGAGAAAGAUGAUACAGAAACAGCUCUUGGUGAGCUUCAAGCCUCCUUGAAGACAAAAGAUGAAGUAGUCAAGCAAUUGGAAGGCAGCCUAAACAAAACCCUAGCCCAGCUUGCAGCUUUCACCAGGAGCAUGUCAUCCCUUCAGGAUGACAGGGAUAGAGUGAUCAGUGAAUCAAAAAUGUGGGAGAAGAAAUUCACUGAAACCAUUCAAAAGAUGGAGGAAGAAAUACAUUCAAAAGAGGAAACUUGUGUUGUCCUCAAGGACCAGAUGAAACAGAUGACCAUGCAUGUUGAAGAACUUCAGACUCAGAUAUCCAGGCUGGAACACAACAAGAAAUGCUGGGAGUCUGAAUCCAGGAAGGAGAUUGAGCAUCAUCAAAAGACAUGUGAAAUGUUGCAGGAGGAAAAAAAGGAGCUUUUGACCCAGCUUGAAGAAUCUCAAAAACUGUACAGCAGGUCUCAGAAUGAGCAGCAGAAACUGGAGUCAGAGAUCAGCAGCCUGAGAGACCAGCUUGCUGACUUACAGAAUUCCUUCACCCAAUGUGACUUGGUCAGAGAAGAGCUGGGGAGCUUAGUCAAGCAACAAGAGACCAGCAUCCAGAAUUUUAAGUUCAGCUGUGAACAGCUUGAGGCUGAUCUGCAAGCCUCAAAGGACCUAACAAAUAGGCUGCAUGAAGAAACGAGUGCCAAGGAUCAAAAAAUCAUUAGUUUGCUGUCUGCCAAGGAAGAAGCAGUUAUGGCUGCUCUAUCUGAAUUACAGCAGCAGCAUUCUGAGGAGAUGAAAGAGUUGCAGCAUAGGCUAAGUAAGAAGGAAGAAGAUAAAAGAGCCUUGGAAAAUGAGAAGAACCAAUUUCUUAGCAAACUUGAUCAUCUCAAUGAAAAGAUUAAAAUAACCAGAGAAGAAAGUAAGCAACAGAAGGCACAACUGGACUCCUUCACCAGGUCCAUGUCCUCUUUGCAAGAUGAUAGAGACCGUAUCCUGAGAGACUAUAAGCAACUGGAGGAGCGACAUCUUGGUAUAAUCUUGGAAAAGGACCAGCUAAUUCAAGAGGCUGCUGAUGAAAACAACAAGCUGAAGGAAGAAAUCAGAAGUUUUCAUAGCCGGAUGGAUGACCUCAACUCUGAGAAUGCCAAGCUGAAUGCAGAGCUGGUGCGGUAUAGAGAGGAUCUAAACCAAGUGAUUACAAUAAAGGACUCCCAGCAGAAGCAGCUUCUCAAAACACAACUUCAGCGGAUCCAAGCCCUGGAAAAGGAGAAGACAGUCAUAGAAACACAGCUGAAGGAGUCUGAGCAAACUCAGGAUGACCUCAGGAAGAGCAUGGUGGCCUUGAGAGAGGAUAAAGUCAGUAUGUCUCAGGAGAUUGAAGCCCUUACAUCCUCUUUGUCUCAGGUGCAGAGUGAGGUGACAGCAUUACGAGAGGGGGGUCCUGUAAUGGAGUGUCAAGCUCAAUUGAAGGCCCAAGAAGAAGAGGCACAGGAACUGAGUCAUAAGCUUUCCUUGUCACAGAAAAGGAUAAGAGAACUUGAGGGGGAACUAGUAUGUGUUCAGAGGGAUGCAGCCAAGAGAGUGGAAGAAGCCGAGGACAGGCUUCGGAAGGAAUUGAAGCACCUACAUCAUGAUGCAGGGAUAAUGAGGAAUGAAACAGAAACAGCAGAAGAGAGAGUAGCAGAGUUGGCACGGGACUUGAUGGAAAUGGAACAAAAAUAUCUUUCAGUCACAGAUGAAAAUAAAGAUCUCAGAGCUCAAAUUCAGUCUUUUGGGAAGUCCAUGAGCUCUCUUCAGGAUAGCUGGGACCAGGCCAAUGAAGAGCUUCAUGUUUUGAAACAGAAAUACUCUGUAGACUUGAAGGAACAAAAGAGUCUGGUGCAGGAUCUUCAGAAACAGAUGGUUCAGCUACAAGAGGAGCAGCUUUCCACUGCCAGCAACCGAGAUACAGUGAGGUCUGAGCUGGCAGAACUGCAGAAAGCCACUGAUGAAAGAGGUCUCUUGGCCCAGAUUGAGAAUCUUAAUCAGAAGCUCAGGGCCAAAGAUGAUGAGCUUCUCCAUUUAUCUUCGAAGCUGGAAGACUCUUCCAACCAAGUCAAGUCUUUUUCCAAGGCUAUGGCAAGCCUACAGGAUGAGCGAGACCGUCUGCUGAGUGAAUUGAGCAAAGCACGUAAGAUUGAAGAAGUGAAGCAACAAGCAGAAGGGAGCACUCCCACCACUCCUUCAGAAGUUCAGAGUCUUAAGAAGGCACUCUCCUCCUUGCAGAAUGACAGAGACAGAGUAGUGAGAGAGCUGAAGAACCUGCAGCAGCAAUACAUACUUAUAGGGGUAGAAUCAGCUGAAAAUUCUCGUUUAAAAGCCCAGCUGCAGGAGUACCAGCAAGAUGCAGACAGACAGCUCUAUCUCCAAGAACAACUGAAGCAAGAAAGCAUGUUAUACCAGAAGGAGCUCCAGCAGCUCAGGCAAGAGAAAACUACCUGGGAAAAGCAGAACAGCAGCAUGAAGGAGCAGUACCUGAUGGUCAUAGCAGAAAAAGACAAGCAACUGAACCAUUUGCAAAGGAUCAUGCAAGAAAUGAGACUGCCCCUCAGCAAGUCUCAAAUUGUGGAGGAGCAGUACCAAACAAAGAUUUCUUCAGAAGUUCUGAGAGGGGACUUUUCAAGCCUAGAAACAGAGACAAAACAUCUCCAGACCCAGCUAAGUGACAGCCUGAAAGAACUUCACCAAAAAGAGCUCAAAAUUCAGCAGUUAAACAGCAAGCUAUCUCAGGUCUUUGAGGAGAAAAAUGCCCUGUCCCUCCAGCUGCGUGGUAGCAGUCGGAACAUCUGUGAGAGCCAUCAGCACUACAGUGAGGUUCUGAACCGCUGCUUGGUGCUUGAGAGGCAGCUCCAGGAGCUGCAGUCUGCAGACAAAUGCAUGGAGUUGUUUGCAACAGAUGCUGCUCCAGGAGCACCCCAAGAAAAGAAUGAACCUCAGAGCAGCAAUUACACACCAGAACUCCAGGAGUUGCAGCUGAGGCUGUCUGAAUCAGAACAUUUACAUAGCAGCACAAAGCAGGAUCUGAGGUAUCUCGAGGAGCAUCUGGAGGAAGAACGGGACCGUCGUCUUGCUGUAGAGGAGGCACUCUCUGCAGCUCAGGAUCAGAUUAGGAGGUUGCAAUCAAGUGAGUGGAUUUCUUCCUCAAGUGCUAGCAUUGAUGUGACUCCAGGUCACGAGCGUUCCUUGCUGAUUGACUCCAUGGAUAAUAAUUUCAGCAAAACUCAAAAUAUUCCUGGACUACGGCGCCUGCUAUGUUCUCUCCUCCGUUCCCGGACCCACUUGCCUCUGCUAGUGGCCACCUAUCUGCUUGCUCUCCAUGUCCUGCUCCUCCUGUGCUUCACAGGCCACCUAUGAAGAGGAAUGACAGCCUCUUCUUGAGCCACAGCCCUUUGUGUGAUCCCUGGGCCUAAAUUCCCUAUUGACCACUUCACUCAGGGCAGCACUUCACUCAGCUGCCUUCUUUUUGCAAAUCAGCCCUUAAAGAGCAGCUGCUCCCAGCAACUUGCAUUCAGGUGGCUUGCUGUCCAAGGACACGAGUGGUGAAACUUGGGAUGCUUCCAGGACAUCUGCCAUUCCUUCCCUAUUUUUAAGUGAGUGUUACAUUUUCUGAGCCAGGGUCCUCACGCUACAAACUUCAAAACCAGCGUUCAAAACCAGUUCCUGUAGCUGGAGGUAGCACCAUUCAUUUUAUUUAGUAUUGUGCUGUGGUAGGAAUAAGAAAAUUAUUCUUCAGUUUUCAUAGUAUUUCCACACCUCUAGGAACUGCAGGAUCUUCCCCCUCUUUCACCACAUCAGUGAGUUGGUUUGGGGUAACUCUACAAACAAAGAAAGAGAAGCCUCUUCCUUCUCUUCCACCCCUUAGAUUUGCUCUGUGGCUCAGUGCUGUUUGAAAUCCAUAUCCUAAGGAAGUUGUGGACACUCUAAGGUACAUGAAUUGAAUUUCAAAAUCGCAUUUCUUGCUCAGUCACAUCUCCUGUUGAAGAAGGGCCAAAAUUAGUGUAUCUGGACCUGCUGAGCAUUCCAUUUAAAAACAGCCAUAUAUCUGCCCUGACAAGCCUGUAAAAUAAUGUCAGUCAUUUAGUUAUUGGCAGAAAGGAAUAGGAAACAAGAAACUUUUUUUGCUCUUAAGUUAAUAACCUUGCUGUGUAUUGCAUUUGUGCACCUCUCACAAUGGAAGGUCCUUGCAUACUUCUCAAAGUGAGAGCAGCCUUGUUCCUGUAUUCUCAUCCACUGAACCCUUAUCACAAGAUUAAAACUGCACAGGCUGUGUUGAAGGGUUCCAUAAUCUGGUAAGUGGGCCCAUAUCAAAGGCAGAAGCUCCAGAAAUAAACUGUCCUACCUACACUGAGGAAGGCCACAGAGUUCUGAAGCCUUCUGGCAUCUCUGCUGUAGGAAAAGCCUGUUGUAGAAAGCUAGUGCUGGUCAUUGGACUUGUUUGAAGCUAAAACAAACUGAUGUAAAUGGACUUGAUCUUACAGGAUAUAUUGAAAGUUGAGUUUUGUAAAGCACUCCUGAAUAUGUCCUUGAAUUGAGACUGCCGUCGUCCAAAGGGAGAAUGCUGAAUGCUAAGAAGAUAGUUCCCUCUCAGAGACCAAGUGGUUCUGUUCAUAGUAUUUGCCAGAAAUACUGUGUUGGCCUCUUGCUAGAGUAUUAACCAUCACAUUUUUCCCAUGGGAAAGAGGUAGUUCUUUUGCUAUUGCUGGUAAACAGAGAUUCUCUAGCUAGUCAACAAGGCCUGUUUGAGGAUGAAUUGAUUUCAUCAUGACAGCUGAAAAUACCUGGAUCUCUGGUAGGUCCAGAACAUUGGCACUAUAUAUCCAUUUGUGCAGUACCUUUGAUUAUCUGUGUAGAUUUUCUCAACUGUUUAAAACUCAGUGACCAAUUACUUUGCCUAUAUCUUCCUGGGGCAUGUGCUUCUGUAUAUAUAUAUAUAAUAAAAAUUAUUUUUCAGCUGGAAUUUAUGUAAUGUUGUCAUGUAAACAUCAGAGGUCUCGAGGGUACAGUGCUGCUGUAUCACACCUUUUACUGGACCCUGUGUGUGCCCUUGCUUGUCUCUUGAUCUGGGAACUCUGUUUAUGUUACCUGAAUGCACAGGGAGAUGGACUUUCUCCCCUAUCUCGUGUCUCUCUCAGACUUUUUUUAGGUUUUGCUGCUAUGACAACAGAAGGAAAUUGCACUUUAAUAGUGAAAUAAAUUCCAAUUUAAAAAUGUUUAUUUUUCUUCGUGUAAAGGCACAGGAGAUAGUACCAAGCUGGAUGCACACUACUAGCCUAAAUAAGACUAGAUAAAAUAUACCCGUCCUCUUCCAACUUUCUGUAGCCAAAAACAGGAACCUUUGUUCAUAUUCUCUUUGUUCAUCUCCACCACCACCAUUAGGACAAAAGCCAGCAAUGAGUGGGGUGUUGUAUGGCCACAGAUGGUUGCCUCUGUAUUUCACAGGAGCAAGAGUUGACAGCAAAGUAUUUCCUUAAAGCCCAUCCUGCAAGUUUUCCUGGAGUAAGACAAGCUUCUGCUGGUUCAGAGACAUUUUUUAACCUUCAUGUGAAACAGUUACAGCUUAUGUUAAACAUAUAUUAAUAAAACUUCAGUGGGAGCUCCUGAUCUUAUAAUCACAGUCUGACUUGACAGCUUUGUGAUUUCAUCUGAUGAAAGACAUGGCAUUUUAGCAUAUGUUUCCUCUUAA